AUGUGUAGAACGAUACACUUCCGCAGCCGCUGCUGCCGACACCACUGGCUGCAGAUCUGGCAGCCGUGCAGGUACCCGGGGAACGGGUUCAGCCGGUGCGAGAGCUUCGGAGACGGCGUGGCGCGCGAGCCCGCGCGGGUCGCCGACGCCGCAGGCCUGUGCCCCGCCUGCCGCUUCGCGGGCGCCUACGACAAGAACCAGAUCCGUAUGGUCGUCGACGUCAGGAGCCGCUGGCGCUGGGGCUUCGGCCCGAGUAUGCUUCCGACGCCUGAUACCUCGCAUGUGGCGUACGAGAGGGUAUACGAACCGGCGGAGGACUCUUUCUUGUUGUUAGACACCCUCUCGUCCGCCUCCGAGACAGCAUUCCUCCAGGCCCGCUUCGGAGGAGAAGGCGGCUAUGUCCCGCUGGUGGUGGAGGUAGGCCCCGGCUCCGGCGUGGUCGUCGCCUUCGUCAACGCGCAGGCCCAAGCGCUCUUCGGGUCCCGGAACAUCCUGACCGCCGCCGUCGACGUGAACGCGUACGCGUGCCAGGCGACGGGCGAAACGGCCCGCAAAGCCGCGCUGGAAAACGCCGCGACCCACGGCACUUUCGUCGGCGCCUUCCAGGGCGACCUCGUCGCGCCGGUGCGCGAGCGCCUGGUCGACGUCCUGGUCUUCAACCCGCCGUACGUGCCGACGCCCGCGCUGCCGAAGCUGCCGGGGCACGCGGACCGCCCGCUCGGCCUGGACGCCAAGCCGUCCUUCGACGACGACUCGUACCUGCUCGAGCUGUCGUACGCGGGCGGCAGGGACGGCAUGGAGACCACCGAUCGGCUGAUCGAGAGCUUGCCCCGAGUGCUCUCGAGCAGGGGGUGCGCGUACGUCCUGCUCUGCGCGCAGAACAAGCCGGAGGAGGUCAAGCAGCGGAUCCUCGGCUUCGGGGAAGCGUGGAAGGUCGCGACCGUGGGAUCUAGUGGGAAGCAGGCCGGGUGGGAGAAGCUGCAGAUUAUCAGGAUCUGGGUAGAGUAG
Messenger RNA from Daldinia caldariorum, 1008 nucleotides. RefSeq lists its product as uncharacterized. The transcript is spliced from 3 exons. Lineage: Eukaryota; Fungi; Ascomycota; Sordariomycetes; Xylariales; Hypoxylaceae. Gene Ontology annotation, molecular function: protein methyltransferase activity; nucleic acid binding; S-adenosylmethionine-dependent methyltransferase activity. The record is from RefSeq and is a predicted model, not a curated record. Gene Ontology annotation, biological process: methylation. Gene Ontology annotation, cellular component: eRF1 methyltransferase complex. The coding region runs from base 1 to 1008 and encodes 335 amino acids.